Molecule: messenger RNA, 3733 nt
Organism: Armigeres subalbatus
Lineage: Eukaryota; Metazoa; Arthropoda; Insecta; Diptera; Culicidae
Gene: Vrp1
Product: WAS/WASL-interacting protein family member 1
Exons: 9
Coding region: 847-2742 (631 amino acids)
Molecular function (GO): actin binding
Source: RefSeq, a predicted model, not a curated record
CAGCCAUCAAAUCAAACGGUGCUCUCGUCGGGAGAAGACGUCAAAAAGAAAAUCGUCGACGACACACAAAUUGGCCACGGGAAUUUCUCGUUUUUCUGUCGCUUCCCGUGCAAAGUUUCUCGUCAGUGUUUCGUGAUGGAUUUCGUCGGUCGGCGUGUGAUUGUUCCUACGGUGUUCCGCAGCUGGAAUCGAUGGUAAUAAGGACCUUCCAGCUUCUCGGAAGAGUGCUAUAGAAAGUGCAGUCCGAGCCCAACCAUCAUCAUCAGAAAAUCAUUUUUGUGGCAGCCUGAGGAGGAAGGAAAAUACACCGUGAGUGUGCGGAAGAAAGGAAGGAAGCGAAAAAUAAGAGAAGCAAAAAAAAAGUUUCUUUGGGGGACUGUCUGCUGAUUUUUGUGCUGUGUGUUUUUGAGUGUGGGGCUGUCAUUUUUUGAUUAAUCAAAACCAAUAAUAUUUUGUGAUAUUUUGGGCCUUGAAGGGGCAUGGAUUGAGCCCCGAAAAAAGUGACCAUAUCCAGGAGGGUUGUGCUAGUUGGCAGAGUUUCAAGAUUAGAUAAGGCUCUCGAGUGCUAGGCAGUGAUUAGGUGUUUUCUGAGUCAGCGCCAGGUAUUGCGAUUCGAAGGUAUCGCAAGAGUUCCACCUGCCCACCUGGACGGAAGGUCGCAGGGUUCUGUUCCGUGAAGCGCUGGAGUCAAACGGAGAUAAAAUUUUGCACCAUCAGCAGCAGCUACCGGAGCCAACGGUGGAGAAUAGUGGCGAAGGUGGAGUAGCAGCUGCAGUGGGCGGAGGUGGAAGUGCCAGCAGUGGAAGCAGGGAAGGCCGCAAGAAGAAACCAGGUGCUUCCUGAAAAAUGCCUCCACCGCCACCGCCGCCGGGGCCACCUCCGCCACCGGGUCCACCGCCACCGCCGGCGAUGAAACUUGGUGGCGGACAAUCCUCGGCCGAUGGACGGAACGCGCUGCUACAGUCGAUCCAGAAGGGUACCAAACUAAAGAAGACGGUAACGGUGGACAAGAGCGGUCCGCUGAUUCCGGGCAAGGUCAGCGGAGUUGGCGGCGGCACGGUUGGCAAUAGCAGUAAUAGUAGUAAUAAGGGACCAGCACCCGCGGCGUUGGGUGCAAGUGAUAGUAACGGAGGUCAAAAGUUAGGAGGAAUAUUCGGAGGUCUUUCGUCGAUGCCGAAGCUGAAACCGGUUGGCAGUAGAGGAGCAACGACAGCGACAGCAGCACAAUCAACAAGUAUCAGCAAUAAGUCACCAUCGCCGGAGAACACAAUCAAAAGCAACAAUCGGUUAGGCGCCAGUGGGGGUGGCGGUGGUGGUGGAGCCGUGGAUUUUGCUGACGAACUGGCAGCGAAGCUGACGCUCAAGAAGCAAAAAACCAGCAGUAGCAAUAGUAGUACCAACAAUCACAAUGCCAUCGUAAACAAUAACAACCAGGUGCCGGUGACGGAGAGCAAUCUGCGGACGAAUCGAGGACCCCCACCGCAACCCCCGGUGCAGCAGCUGUUGAAGAAUGCCAAUGAUUCAUCGAGCUACAACACGCUGGGGAAGUCGAGCUAUUCCAGUCAAAAGAGCCAGGCACCCUCGACGCCAAGUCCUUCGCCCUCGAAUGGGCCCGUCUCACCAGCAGUCACUAGUCCCAUCGGAAGCCUUAGUAUACUACCGAACAAAUCGACCUUAUUUGGCGGCAGUAGCAAUAGCAGUUCGUCUGGUAGCCCCCAACCGCCGCCUGUGCCUCAGACGCUACCGAGCCCCAAGCCGGUACCGAACCAUGGAAAACCAAAUCUGGCACCGAAGCCGCCAGGGAUGCAGCUCAACACGAGCGUGGCAAGCAACAAUGGCAGCAGCCGUGUCGCACGACAUCACAGCAUGAGGAGUCCCAGGUCACCGCCAGUGGCACCGGGUGGUCCUAACUUUGGGGUGAAUCAUUUCGGAACGCUGCGAGGUCCUCCAUCGAACUUUACAUCUUCGGAGUCGAUAGCUAGGCAAAACAAUCCCAUAGGACGACCUGCGGCGCCGCCUCCGAAGCCACCAGCUAUGAAACCCCCACCCCCGCCUCCAAUUCGCAGUGUUUCCAACACAAAUCUAUCGCAUUUACCCAUGAGUUUGGCACCGGAUGCACCGGAACCCAACUUUGGUUCCGCCAACAACGUGGCCAGUGCCGUCGCGGACGAGCUCAAGUCAAAGCUAGUCAACAGCGGUUCGGCGAACAAUGUCGCAACGCUCACCAACACCACAUCUUCCAAUUCGAUCGUAUCGAACAGCCAGCUUAGCAUCGGCAGCACGAAAACCCUCAGCAGUGGCAGUAUAAAAUCUACGGCACCCCCCCUUCCACCCCAUCGGACCUGUCCGGCUCCACCACCACCGCAACUCAACAUCAGCAGUAGUAGUGUUCCUGGCACUGGUGAAGCACCGCCCCAGCCUCCCCAGCGAAUUUCCUCCAUCAGGCAACAGCAACUAUCGGCACAACAGCAGUCUCAGCCUCUCUCCAAUGCGAACAGCCCCAGCAGUAUCAUUAGCGAUAGUCAGCACAGCACAAAUCUAAAGCGAAAGGAAACCAUUGCGACAGCCGCCCCGCAACGACGGAAGAUGCCACCCCCACUGAAGGAGAUUGACCUCGAGGCCACCUACUCGAUGCACUUCCGCAAGGUGACUGACUUUCCUGCACCGAAACCGUUUCUCAACGUGGCCAAAGUCUAUCCGAGCGUGAUACGACAGCAACAGCAGCACCACCAACAGCAUUAAGCGGGCUUCAACUGACUCUCAGGAGGACGGGAUCGGAAGCGGGCUCGGUGGGAAUAAAAUUCCCCAGUGAGCGACCGGUGGAUCCCGUACACGUGAGGGGUGCAGUGCAAAGUACAAUCCCCCAAAAGUCAUGAUCCGAAAUCACAAAUUGUGCAAGUCAAACUCCAGACACACUAAUCCGAUGUUCACCCCGCUGUAUUCCGUAAGUCAGUCAUCGUUGUCGUUAGACGUUAUUGUUGGAACACGAGCCAAACAGUACAGUAAUUUAUUAGACAAGUAUAACAAUUUAUUUAAAAGAGCAAAAUGCUACAAAAUCAUAUCAAAGUCUAAACAGUAAUCGAAACAAUGAAAAAGAGAAAAACAAAAAUAGAACAGGAUACCUACAUUUAGUGAAAGCAGUGAAACAAUCGUCGGGUCAUCGUAAAUUUCUCGUUCACACAGGCACACAUAGAUACAUCUAAAAUGCAACGCAAUAUAUGAAGCAGCGCACUACUUAGGAAAAAGUAAAGAAAAUGUAAAUACUUCCUGAUAGGGACUUUUUUUUCGUUGUCAAGCGAAAUUUACUUAUGAUAGCUUCGAAAUCUUUCUUCGUAGGAAAGUGAAAACACACAACCAGAGAAACGCAAAUACCCACAUUCAGUAUAAAAGAAGAAAGUGUAUACAAACAGCAGUUACUGUUUCCUCGUUGCAUGACACCUUUAGUAAAAAAAAUGACUCAAAGAUAAUAAUGGAAACAAUUUAAUAAUACUAUGCAAUUAACAAACAAAUAAGAUGCAAAUAACCAACUUUAAAGAAUUCCCGAAUCGUUGCCGCGAUUUGGGUUGGAACACGAAGGGAAAGCAGUUACAAUUAAAAUAAUUAUUCUUUAUUAAUUUUAUUGUUACUUUGUAAAUAUUAUAAAUAUUUAAUCCUUCUUUACAAUUAACUGGAGAUGAUUUUAAUCUAUUUCGAAGGCGAAAAAUGAAGAAGAAAAUCGUGAUCUAAACCAGAA